Molecule: messenger RNA, 1868 nt
Organism: Cephus cinctus (wheat stem sawfly)
Lineage: Eukaryota; Metazoa; Arthropoda; Insecta; Hymenoptera; Cephidae
Product: pancreatic triacylglycerol lipase
Exons: 10
Coding region: 92-1738 (548 amino acids)
Biological process (GO): lipid metabolic process
Molecular function (GO): lipase activity
Source: RefSeq, a predicted model, not a curated record
ACGGCGUGCCGCACAUGUUUAAUCGAUACUUCGAUCGAUCUAGAAGUUUCUUGGGAAAUAAUACUGGUUUCAGGUCGGCUGGUUUUUCUUUAUGAGAUUCUGGGCCAACGAGUCUAGUAGAACAUAUUUAUGUUGCUCUCACGUAGAGAAUUGGGUUACUGUUCAGUUGGCAGAAAUGAUCGGGUCAAAAUGGAAAUGGAGCUUGGGAUUUCUUUUGGGAAUUUUGUAUCUAACUUUGAUGGUCGAUACGCAGCGACAGGGGAGAAUUGUACAAAGACGUAAACGAACGAUGCAUCGUCUAAGCCGGGAUAACCUCAAACCAAAAAUUUGUUUUGAAUUCGUGGGUUGUUUCGUUGAUUCGCCGCAACAUUUAUCACUAAAACGUCCACCCGAACACCCCAAUGUAAUAAAUACGAGAUUCUUGUUGUAUACUAGAACUGGGAAAGAAAUGCCGGAAGUGAUUGAAUACGGAGAUAGUUUCCGUUCAAUUAUCGGAUCAAAAUUUGAUUUUGAGAAACAGCUGAAAGUCAUUGUACAUGGUUACAAGGGCAGCGGAAAUGACGAAGGAGCAAUUUUUGGUGCAAGAUCAUUCCUAGCUUUGGAAGAUGCUAAUGUGAUAAUAUUGGAUUGGACCAGAGGUGCAGGUACGACUUACCAAGCGGCUGUAGCAAAUACUGAGCUAGUUGGUCGUCAAUUGGCAUUGAUAUUACUGGAUGUUAUCAAAUUGGGUGUAAAUCCUGUAAAUAUUCAUAUAAUCGGAUUUAGUCUUGGAGCUCAUGUAGCCGGCUGUGCCUCAGAAGUUUUGAAAAAGAGGAAUUUACUUCUGGGACGUAUUACUGGAUUGGAUCCAGCAUCGCCAUUUUUUAAAAAUCACCUCGUGCGAGAUCGUUCUAGAAAAUUGGACGUGUCAGAUGCUCGUCUUGUGGAUGUCAUUCAUACGGACGGGUCAGAAGUUUUUACCGAUGGUUUUGGCUUGCUCAAACCCAUUGGGCAUAUUGAUUUCUUUCCAAACGGCGGAAUCGAGCAGCCCGGUUGUAUAGAUGUGAAGAAUUCAGUUGUAGUCAGUCAUUUUAACGAGGAGUCUUUGAAUAGGAAGAUUGCCUGUAGCCAUAUAAGAGCUUGGAAAUAUUUCGUGGAGAGUAUGCACACCCAAUUUCAAAAUUGCAAAUUUACAUCGUGGACGUGUAAGCGUGGGGCUAGUUCUUUUAAAAAAGGUCUCUGCUUUCCUAGAGCAGUGACAAAUGGACCACAGGAAAUGGGAUACGCUGCUGAUCGUGGACCAAGUGGUGUUUUUUACUUAGUCACAAGACCCGAAGAACCAUUUUGCGGAGAUCCACUUAGAGCGGUUGUAACGACUUCUGAAGUCGCUACAAAGACUCUUGGAAUAUUGUACAUCAAUAUUGAGCAUCAAAACAGUACUACAAAUUUUAAGAUUUCUUGCGAUUUGUCCAAUCCAACAAAAGAAAGGACAACAUUCUACGGUAUAGCAGCUACUAAAUUUCAAAGUUUACCUGAAAAUGUAAAAGUAAUUCGAGGUGCAAUAUCGUAUCGUGCUGCUAUUGAAAGUACGGAGGAAAAUACAACGUUCGAACCUAAGUCUAUUAUUUUACCCAUUAAUAAAAUAGCUAUCGAGGAUAGAAAAGGGAAUAGGUGGGAAUAUUGCAAGAAAGAAACUGUAAUGCUGGUUGACUGGGAAGAUUCCCAUUUUGAAUUAUACAAUAAACCAUGCACGAAUUGAUUACAUGUCCCAGGGUAAAGGAUUAUAAAUAAUUAUUGUAUUUUAACUAUACAUCCGUACGAGAGCUGUUUAGUAUGUACGUUCAUGAAGGAUUUAAUGGGUCUCUGCAAAAUAAAGAAUUUCAAAAUCA